CGUGAUUCAGCUCCAACAAUUACCAUUAUCUGUUUCUCCGUUGGACGAUACGGGACGAAUCUGUAAUGAUGACGAGUGUUUCCUUGGCCCUUUGUUAAGUUUUUCUUUUCUCCCUCUCCCUCUUUUUUUUUUUUUUUUCAAAGUACACACCCAGCCGUCAUUGGUGACAGCACUCCAGCCAUUCAGGUACCGAGCGGAGGAGGAGGCUUUAUAAGCGAGCAGCGCAUGGAGAGGGCUGUUUAUGUAAACACUGCGCUCGACGCACGGAUCGCUGUUUGGACGCCGCCGCAAAGUGGCACAGAUUUACUUUGAGGGCUCGGUUCUUUUUAAUCCAGAAAACAAACACCGGAAUCUUGGCCGAGUUCGCGCGAUGAGUGCGUCGAGCAGGUUCAGUUUUUCCGUCAGGAGCAUCCUGGACUUGCCCGAGCGGGAUGCGGAGGCUGCGCCGCGGUCCUCCUCGGUUUACUCCUCCUGCUCCUCCAGCUCGCCGUACACCUCCUGGAUCGAGUGCGACCAGAGCCCCAGCAUCUCUUCUGAUGAGGGCGGAUUCGAGCCGUCCCCGGACUCAACCAAGCCGGAUGACCCGACCCAAGAUCUGGAGCCGGAGAGGAUCAAGAAGAGCAAGAAGCGCCGCGUCCUGUUCUCCAAGGCGCAGACCCUGGAGCUGGAGAGACGCUUUCGCCAGCAGCGCUACCUGUCCGGACCGGAGAGGGAGCAGCUGGCCCGUCUCCUCAGCCUCACUCCGACCCAGGUGAAGAUCUGGUUCCAGAACCACCGCUACAAAAUGAAGAGAGGCCGGGCCGAAGGCGCGCUGCCGCCGGACGCGGACAUACCGCAGCCUCCGCUGCUGCGCAGGGUGGUUGUUCCGAUUCUGGUCCGGGACGGGAAGCCCUUCCACACCUGUUUCAUCGAGACGGAGAAAGUCGGUUGCUCUGCUCCUCCUCAUCAUCCUCAAGCGAUGCCCUUCCCCUUGGCCUUCCCUCCUCUCCAGCACCCAUCCGCCGGAUCUCUUCCUUCCCGGUACCAGCAGCACUUUCCAGCCGCGGCGGCCUCCAGAUUCGCCUGGAGGGACUUUUGGAGCGACUCGGUCCCCUUUAAUCCUCUGAAAUGAGGUUCCUCAUGUGAAUGCACAAACUCAUUUAGAAUGACAUCAAAUGUUUUCUAAAUGCUUGACACGUUUCUGAGCUACUUAAACAUUUAGAUUUCUACAUUAGAACGAAGACUAUUUUGCACAUUUUAUUUGGAUAUGUUCGGUGUUAAUUUUAUACAGCUUGAUGAAGGCUCUGUGUGGUAAUGCUUGUGUGUUUUUUUCCUCCUCCCCCCUUUUUUAAGUAAAAAUAAAAAUCUUUUUAAUUAUUUGUAUAAAUAACUUUACGUAUUUAGACAAGGGGAGGUGUGUUAGAAGAAAUCAGCCAGUAGCCUCAACCUGUAAAAGAAAAUGUAUUAUUUAGUUAUUUCUUGUCUUCCAGGAGACUCUUUUUUUAAUAGCUUAAACUGUUUCAUUAUGUGGAAAGAAUUAUGAAUAAAAUCUCUUAUUUUGGAUAAAUAAUUUUUUAGAGUAAUGUCUUUCUUUUACGUGUGACCCACUGCUGUUAGAUGAUGUAAUUUGAUCUCACUGACUGAGUACAUUUAGCUUAUUUUGUCAAUUUAUUCUUUUG
This is a messenger RNA of Fundulus heteroclitus (mummichog), 1658 nucleotides long. RefSeq names its product NK2 transcription factor related, locus 9 (Drosophila) (gene nkx2-9). Gene Ontology annotation, molecular function: DNA-binding transcription factor activity, RNA polymerase II-specific; RNA polymerase II cis-regulatory region sequence-specific DNA binding. Gene Ontology annotation, cellular component: nucleus. Gene Ontology annotation, biological process: cell differentiation; regulation of transcription by RNA polymerase II. The record is from RefSeq and is a predicted model, not a curated record. Lineage: Eukaryota; Metazoa; Chordata; Actinopteri; Cyprinodontiformes; Fundulidae. The transcript has 2 exons. Bases 371 to 1111 code for a protein of 246 amino acids.